ACACACACACACACACACACACACACGCACACACACACACAGGUGUAAACACGCGCAUUAACGCACGUUGCUCCGGUCUGGAUGUGGGUCAGACCUGUUGACGUUUGUUUUUGUUUACACCUGGACAGAUAAACAUCAGCGCGAGGACAGGAGCACGCGCUUCGAACACACCAAGUCGUGUUUUGAUGACGCUCGCGCUGGGACUUUCCGGAUACGUCACUUCGGGGCUUCCGCGUUACCGAGCUCGAGCUGCCUCUCCGCGUCCGCGUCGUUAAGACUCCGGUAACGAGGCUUCGUAGCUCCGGAGAGGACACACCGUAAACAAAACAAGAGAGAGAGAGAGACAGCCAUGAACACGACAGAGUCCCCGCAGCAGCAGCAGCAGCAGCACCGAGAGGUUUGAACCCCGGGGACGCCGUUUGUCACACCGAGAGGCGGAAUGUCAACAACGCGGCCCCUCCUCGGGAUGAGGCGAGUCACCGAGCUAACGUGCGCGGAGCAGCCGGCCAGCAGGCUCCCUGCGCCGGCCGCCAGGCAGCAGCAGCAGCCUCCGCCUCCUCCUCCUCCUGCUCCUCCUGCUCCGCAGCAGCAGCUAGAGGCCCCCACUGUGGACGAGUUCACGGUGCUGGAGGAGAAACAGGAGGAGCUGAAGUGCGCCAAGCCUCGAGUGGAGCAGGUCUUCAAAGUGACGUUCACCAUCAUCGGUCUGCUGGACCACACGGGACAGCCGCACGGCAGCAAGACCUCACGGCAGAUAUGGCUGCAGCUCCGGGGGAACCGGGAGGACGUGUCCAAGGCGAAGGAAUACAUUCGAGGACUCUGCGACCCCGAACUGCAGAAAGAAGAGCGGUACCCGGUGGACAUGCACUGUAUUUUCGCCGGCGCCCGCGGCCUCUUCCUGGACAGACUCAUACGUGACACAAGCGCUGAAGUCCUGGUGCCCGAGCCAGGUCGCCUGCGGUUGCUGGGCCGGGCUGAACCCGUCGUGAUGGCCCAGAGCAGAGUUCAGCAAUUUGUAGCACUAUUCCAGGAGAAACGAAGUCUACCCAGCGACAGAGAGCCCGCAGUGAAACGAGCGUUCAAGUCCUUCGUGGAGGAAAGGGACGACAAAUACACUAUGGAGCUUCUUCUGCUGCCCAGUGCCCUGAAGGAGGAGUUACUGGGACUGGCUCAUAGCCCCACUACAACUAACACAUCCUCCCUGGCUCAGCUGAACCAGACGCUGCAUCCCAGCGUGGCCGAGGUCGACCAGGACCGCUCGCAGAGCAGCACCCCCGUGACGGAGCUCUCCAACCGCAUCCUGGACACCAGCUUCGAGGAGAAAGGGGCCGGUAAAGCGGGGGGCGGCAUAGCCUUAGGCCCAGAGGCCGUCCUCCUCAACGGCACCCGGCCCUCGCACAAGCGGCGCUCGUCCGAGAGCGAGACUCGGGACACAAAGAGACAGUACUCUCUGGAGCGGAGGGACGAGUCGCCGGAGAGGGCGAGGGAGAGGGAGCGACAGAGGGACAGAGAAGGAAGAGGGGGCAGUAGCAGCUAUAGAUCCAAAACCCCCUCCGCGUCGUCGUCCCUCUCCUCUUCAGCUAAAGCGAACACAGUCGCCGGUCCGAUCAUGUUGGAGUCCAGUGAAGGAGUGUCAGACGAUGGGGAAGCAGUCAGCCCUGAAACCAACCUCCGCUGCUUGGUCAAUUUCUUCAGAACCAUGGGUUACCAACAGGAAGUGGUGGAGCGCGUCGUCAAGGAGACGGGACAGACCGAGGACACCUUCCUCGUUUUGGAGAAAAUCGUGGAGGAAACCAAGCGCUGCGAGGAGGGCUCGAAAGGAGGCGAGACGGAAAGACGGUCGAACCUGGCGCGCCCCGCCGACAUCCCCUCCGCGUCCUCGUCCACGGUCUCCCGUUUCCGAGAGAAGGAGCGCGAGCUGAGCCGAGCGCUGGUCGACCCGGGCCGGUCGAAAGAAAACAUCAUGCCCAACCAGCACGGAGGCAGCAGUAACGGCCUGGGGCACCGGAGGCAGUGCAGCGGCAGCGAGACCAGCACUCAGCAGGCCAUCACUAUCAAGCGGAGCUCGAGCGCUCAAGGCGGAGCAGGAAACUACGAGGUCAUCACCAUCGACGACGACGACGACAUCCCCACGAACACCAAAACGGCGGAUAGCAGGACGUCCCGGAUGAUGACGGUGGCGCACCUGGACGCCCAGUCGGGAUCCAGAACGGACUACUUGGCGCGGGGAGGGAGUGGCGGCGGCGGCGGCGGCGGCAUCUCACAGAGGGACUACCUGUCGAGGGGCGGGACUCAGACUCUGGGAGGAUCGGUGAAAGUGGAGAGCGUGACGGCGCUGCGCAGCACGCCUCAGUGGCUGACCGCCACCACCAGCUCCUUAGCUUCAACCCCCAGUUCAGCUCAGCCCAUCACCCGGCCCUCAGCCUCUCCCUAUCAGACCAUCGGCCACAUGGGGUUUCACGGGAUCGGAGCGAGGACUCCGCCUUCGAACGACCCGCCGCCGCCUCCUCCGGUGACCGGCUUGGCUCGUUUCCACCAGUCGCUGAGGACCCCUUACACUCUGAAGCUGCCAAAUGAGCCUGGGCGUCAGGACCUCAGGCACAUCAUCAUAGAUGGAAGCAACGUGGCGAUGGCUCACGGCCUUCACCGGUUCUUCUCGUGUCGAGGGAUAGCGCUGGCCGUGGAGACGUUUUGGAGGCGAGGCCACAGAGAGAUCACCGUGUUUGUCCCUCAGUGGCGUCAGAAGAGAGACCGCUUCACAACAGAGCAACAUUUUCUGAACCAGCUAGAAGAUCUGAGGCUGCUCUCCUUCACUCCCUCCAGAGAGGUCUGCGGCCAGAGGAUAUCCUCGCACGACGACAGGUUCCUGCUCCACUUAGCAGAGAAAACAGACGGGAUCAUUGUAACCAAUGACAACCUGCGGGACUUCGUCGACACCUCUGACACCUGGCGCAAGAUCAUUCAAGAGAGGUUGCUUCAGUUUACAUUCGUGGAGGACCACUUCAUGAUCCCCGACGACCCUCUGGGGAGAGACGGACCUCACCUGGACGUGUUCCUGCGUAAAGACAGCAGGAGGGCUCCAUUCACCCCUCCCCCUCUGAGACCCCCGGACUUCGGGCCUCCUUCCCAGCAGCAAGUUUACGUCCAGGCCCUGCACUCGGCCCCGCGGACCCCGGCCUCCACGCCCCGUCCCCCUCCCUCCCUGAUGCCCCACCCCACCACGCACUGGCCCCACUCCGGCCCUCCCGAGUGGCACCCGCCCCGCCGUUCCCCUUCCCCCUCGCCCUCGCCCCCUCCCCAGCGCUCGGCGGGGGAGACGUCGGAGCUGAAGCGAAAGCUGUACGACAUCUUCCCCGACCAGAAGCAACGGAUCGACCGCAUCCUCAGCGACAACCCGUACAUGAGAGACCUGAACGCCCUGUCGGGGCUGCUGCUGGGAUGAAUGACUGGCACACACACACACGCAAGGAUAUAUGUAUACACGUCAGCAUAAGAAUAAUUUAUUUUAGCAUUUCUUCCAGCCCGGGAGACGUGGAACUAUUGUUUUCAUCAUCAAACUAGCUGCUAUUGGCAAAGAUUUUUUGUUGUCGGUUUGUUUUCUGUCCCACAUUUUUUGCUCCGGACUCGAUUUAAAGUGAACAACACUGGUGUGUACAGAAGCAGAAUGCUGACAAGUUGCCAUAUCUGUCCACGUCAUCGACAAAGCGUCCAGUGGGAUGAGACGUUUGCCAUCAGACUCGAACACAAGCUCUCUACAGUUUACACUCGUUAUGUUCUGGAUCAGAAUGGACGUUACAUUAUUACAUUACAUUAACGAACUCUGCGUCGCAGUUUCAGCAGUUUGAAAGUUUGUUUUUUUGGGGGCGGCACACUUUUUAGAAAGCAUGAUUACAUCACUAAACUUUAGCACCAUCAGUGGCUGUUCGUGCUGGGCAGCAGCAGUCGACGUUUUUAAGUUUCAGCUUUGCAGCUCACCACGAAAAACACCUUCGAGGACAAAACCCAGCCUGUGUCCCGGCCUUCAUUCAGAUUAUCCACAAGCUUUUAUACCAGUUGUUCCUUACGAGGACCGUCGUCUGUUUUCAGUCACAAAUCCCACGUUCUGUUCUGUUCUUUCAGUAGUUUGCAUUUGUCAUUACGUCAGAGUGCUAUUGUUUUGACACUCAUCACUGUGACAUAACUCUUCAGCUCUCUGUCGCGUCUCUCACAAGCUGUUUGUUCAUGAACGAUCCCCGAAGCGCUUGCGGACGAACCCGGCCCGUGCCGCCGAAACUUAAAAAUUUGCUGCUCCCAAUAACCUGUGAUUUAGAAAAUUUGAGUUGUUCCAGUCGGACGCGCUGUUGAACUGUUUUGAGGAGGACGCAGUCCCGAGUUCCACAUCAGCAUUUUUCUGUUCCUGCGAGUCGCGUGCCUCGUUCUUUUAGGCAACGUGCACGAAUCCGUCUGGAUUCUGGAUGGAAACACUACAAGAGUUUGGAUUGAACCUUUCUGUUCAAACGGCCCACUUCUAUUUAAAAUCACACACCACACGUUUAAGGACGACAGACUUACUUAAGUUCCAUUUGUAAUUAGUGUUUAAUAGAUCCAUUUAAUGCACUGAAGGUAAGUUACGGUGUAGUGAGUGAAACAAGGUUUCAUUGAUGAAUCUUCAGAAAGCUUUUCUUCUUCUUUUUUUUAAUACUGGCCGUGCGAGUGUUCAUACUCGUGCGCUCAGAGAAUGUGGGCCGCAGCUUGCAUAUUUGAUGUGCAUCUGAGUUUUGUAAUAUACAUAAACACUUUAUUUCCUUGUAAUAAAAGAAUAUCUGCACAAAAACUUUACAAGGUGUCAAAAAACAAGUUUUGUUCGUAUUUGCUCUGUCGUUGUUGUGAGGAUUCCUGAAGGACUUUUUUUCUUUUGUUGUAUUAUAAUUAUUCCAAUUCUUUUUGUGUAUAUCGAUUUUUCUUUUUUGUAAAUACAAAGCAUUUUUGGCUACGGUGCACAUAUGGUUUUAUGUAUGUGGAAAAACUUAAAUAAAUGCGGCAGUCCCCAUAAAACCUUUUAUUUUCCUC
Molecule: messenger RNA, 5049 nt
Organism: Larimichthys crocea (large yellow croaker)
Lineage: Eukaryota; Metazoa; Chordata; Actinopteri; Sciaenidae
Gene: n4bp1
Product: nedd4 binding protein 1
Exons: 12
Coding region: 440-3442 (1000 amino acids)
Biological process (GO): negative regulation of proteasomal ubiquitin-dependent protein catabolic process; negative regulation of protein ubiquitination
Cellular component (GO): PML body; nucleus
Molecular function (GO): RNA binding
Source: RefSeq, a predicted model, not a curated record